AACAGUGAAUUCGUUUAAUAUCAUGAAAUCUUUUCAGGUUACUGUUUUUUUCUUUCUUCCGUCACUUCUCACAAAACGAAAGUUCACAACUCGCUAGCAAGGAUGGACAGGACGCAUUUGCUGAGUGACCAGGAUGAAGCUGCUCCAUCGUGUCCUGCUGGAUCUUACACAGAUCCGAGGGAUGGGGCGACGGCCCCUCCUGCAGAUUCGAUGCCUGUGGUUCCUGGAUAUGAGAGUUUGGGGCCUAACGUUAUUCCACCGUCAGAUUUCGGAUCGGCGCAACCACCAGCCCCAUCCAGAGCUCCAGAGAGACGCUUUGACAUUCCUGCCAUCACUGAAGAACUCGCUCAGGAAGCCUUCAUAAAAUAUGCCAGCAGCAAAUGCUGUUACAGCUCUAAACCAGCCAAAGAGAUGGUGUUCACAGACCUGCAGUCGCUCAACACAUACCGGUACCGGUUGGAGACUUUUACUGAGUCCAGAACAACAGAAUGGGACAGUGAACCAUACAAUGGUCAGGUGGUGGAUGGUUUCGGAGUGGCUCCUGCUCCGUGGAGCAUCCCGGUGCCCAUUCCUUCCCUCUUCAAAGACUGCGAGAAAGCCGUCCGCGUUCCUCACACAUCCACCAUCAAAGGCUGUCAUUCCUGCCUGAAUCUGGGUAGAUCUGCUUGCAGGAGAUGUGUAAACUCAGGCAGGACUCAAUGUCCAUACUGCGGUGGCCUGGGGAGAACCGGCUCCAAUCGCUGCAGUCCGUGUCAGGGCUCUGGCAUGACUAGGUGUCAUUCCUGUGGAGGAGUUGGUUCAACCACUUGCGAAACUUGUGAAGGGCAGGGAAAGCUCCUCUGCUUUAUCAAACUUAAAAUCACAUGGAAGAACAACGUUUAUGUGGCGGUGAUCGACAAAGGCUCGGGAUUCCCGGUUGAGCUUCUUGAUCAAAUAAGUGGAGAGAAACUUCUUACUGAUAUGGCUCCAAUGGUUUAUCCAGUUGUCAGUUUUCCGGACAGCUCUGUGAAUGCUGAGUCUGAAAGUGGCGUGAGGGAACAUCAGGCUCAGUUUGCAACCACGUGCCGUAUUCUGCAACAGAGGCAGACCAUUGAGCUCAUUCCCAUCACGCGAGUGCAUUAUGUCUGGAAUGAGAAAACCCACAUUUAUUUUGUGUAUGGAACCGAACACAAAGUCUACACCAAAGACUAUCCUGUCAAAUGCUGCUGUUGCUCAAUCCUUUAGGGGGAAAAAAACCUCUUUGCAGUUUAUAUUUUUAUAGCUCAUGUC
Messenger RNA from Carassius carassius (crucian carp), 1269 nucleotides. Its product is annotated as protein SSUH2 homolog. The transcript is spliced from 13 exons. The record is from RefSeq and is a predicted model, not a curated record. NCBI's taxonomy places the organism in Eukaryota, Metazoa, Chordata, Actinopteri, Cypriniformes, Cyprinidae. Bases 103 to 1224 code for a protein of 373 amino acids.